Messenger RNA from Nomia melanderi (Alkali bee), 3519 nucleotides. Its product is annotated as very long chain fatty acid elongase AAEL008004. The record is from RefSeq and is a predicted model, not a curated record. Gene Ontology annotation, cellular component: endoplasmic reticulum membrane. NCBI's taxonomy places the organism in Eukaryota, Metazoa, Arthropoda, Insecta, Hymenoptera, Halictidae. Gene Ontology annotation, biological process: fatty acid elongation, saturated fatty acid; fatty acid elongation, monounsaturated fatty acid; fatty acid elongation, polyunsaturated fatty acid. Gene Ontology annotation, molecular function: fatty acid elongase activity.
AAUCCACCGGGCGAAGCGCUGUCAGUUCGCGACUCAGCACGGCGGUAGCGUGUUCGUACGUAGCGAGUACACGAUCGAACCGGUGGUUAAACGCGAGAAUAAAAUCGGCGAGACGGCUCGUUCGCGAUCCAUUGGCAUCGGCGUUUAUCUCUCUCGGUCACCUUUGGUUUCUCUCUUUCUUUCUUUCUUUCUUUCUUUUCCUUUAACGCUCGCACCGAACAGCACUUUCGAUCGGAAGCCGAUCGAAGGUGAAACGUCGCCUUCCGUCGAAGCAGCCUCUCUCUUUCCCUCCGCGAUCGAAUUCGGAAAAUCGAUCGUCAGCCGUGGCGCGCAGUUGCACGUUUCCUCUUCGCUCUUUUAACGACAACCUCGGCCAGCUGUGUUCGAUCGGCUGCCGGUAGAUCGUCGGUCGCCAGUGUCAGCGGGCAGAUAGAAAGAGGGACGGACGGAUCGGUCGGUCAGUGUGUGUUCGGUUACGAGGACGCCGGGAAGACGGUUACGUGAGAAAUCCCGAGAUCCAGGGGAAACGACGAACCACUCUUCGGAACUCAGGAAUCCGGUUGCGUGGAGCAGCGCCCUUGGCGUGAGGAGGAAGACGCGUCGUUCUCUCGUGCGAAGACACCGUCGGGAAUCAGCCAGCGACAAUGUCGAUCGUAAUGCAGUACGUGGACCGGAUCCACGAGAUAUUCGAAAAACAUGCAGACCGCAGGACGACGAAUUGGUUCAUGAUCCGUUCACCGUUCCCCACCCUGUUCAUCUGCCUGAGCUACGUGUACUUCGUGAAGGUCCUCGGGCCGAAGCUGAUGGAGAACAGGAAGCCGUUUCAGUUGAAGAAAGUCCUGGUGGCCUACAAUCUGUUCCAGAUGCUCUUCUCCGCGUGGCUGUUCUACGAGAUAGGAAUGUCCGGAUGGCUGACUGGCGAAUAUUCUCUAAGGUGCCAACCCGUAGACACCAGUGAUCGCCCCAUGGCAAUAAGGAUGGCGCACGCUUCCUGGUGGUAUUACAUAUCGAAGUUCUCGGAGUUCAUGGACACGAUCUUCUUCAUAUUGAGGAAGAAGAACAAUCACGUGUCGACUUUGCACGUCAUUCACCACGGUUGCAUGCCGAUGUCGGUGUGGUUCGGCGUCAAGUUCACACCAGGCGGUCACUCGACCUUCUUCGGCUUCCUGAACACGUUCGUGCACAUCGUGAUGUACAUGUACUACCUGCUGGCCGCGCUGGGCCCUAAGAUGCAGCCGUACCUGUGGUGGAAGAAGUACCUGACCGUCUUCCAGAUGAUCCAGUUCAUCGCCGUGAUGGUGCACGCGUUCCAGCUGCUGUUCAUCGACUGCAACUACCCGAUGGCGUUCGUCUGGUGGAUCGGUAUGCACGCGGUGAUGUUCUUCUUCCUGUUCAGCGAGUUCUACCAGGAGAGCUACCGGCAGAAGAACAAGCGGACGACGAUGAACGGCGUGUCGAAGAAGGACCACCAGCAGAGCAACGGCCUGUCGAACGGCUCCGCUGGGACGGCGGCGUCCACCUCGUUCGGAAGAAGGGACGCGGCCGACUACUACGUCAAAGGCGACAGCCUCGCGGCGUCCGAGCUGAACCUCCGAAAAUCGUACGCGACGGCCGAGUGACCGCGUCGCCGCGGCGCGCGUCAUCGGCAGACCCCCGUCGAAUUUAUCUACGCCUCCUCGAUCAUCGAUCCUCCGAGUCGCAGCAUCCGAGCUUCGCUUCUUCGCGCCGCCGGCCCGGGACGGCCGUUCACCAUCGGCCGAACCCUGUACAGUAAACGUGAAUCAACGGAAUGACGUUCGCGAGAAAGAGUACAAAAUUGCUCCGCGUGUCCGCUGGAGGAGAGACGGAUAGAUAGAUAGAUAAGGUUACAUAGAUAGAUACGUAGAUAGAUAGAACGAAAGGAAGGAAGGAUGAAUAUGAAUACCGAAGCAACGCUACCGAACAGGUAGCCGGAUGUGCGACUCAAUGUCACGGACCCCGAUUUUCUCGGUUCGCUAGGUGUACACCCGCCGAGCCGCACGAGAAGAGAACCUGCUAUCAUUGAAGUCAACGAAAUUCAGACGAACCUAGAUUCUGUUUCGAUCGUCCUAUGACUCACCGUUCAACUCUUUUAGUAUACUCUUUAUCCUCCAACGCUAUCGCAGACUUAUUGUCUAUCGCUGCUAGAAUUAACGCUCGUUCGAUUGGGAAUCGGUGUAAUUGUAAUCAAAAUUCACGGAUAAUACUUUGUAAACCUCGACUGACUCUGACCAAGGCUACCGUCGAGUAAGAUAGAAUCGCGCGGUGCGGUAUUGCAUGAACAGGCGCGGUUGCGUCGCGGUACCGGAAGCUCGUCGCGGACGCCGAAAGGAUAGUCGCAGGCGGGUCGGGCAGGCAAUCGCUUCUUAUUGACCGUGGUGAAAUUCGCGGCUUCCGCGACCGGGAAGAGAAGCGGAGAAAAGAAAGCAACGCCGACGAAUCUUGAAAUCCGCGUGAAAUUGGCUAGUCUCCUCCUCUCCGCUUCUCUCCGCUUCUCUUCGCGUUCCUUUUCAUUAGACCAGACAUUGUUUACCGGGAUAUUUCCAUAAUUUAGUAACGCGGCCCGGCGGGGGCGGAGGCGGCGAGCCCGCAGAAUCUUUUCUGCCGUCGGCCCCUCCGCGCGAGCCGGCUCCUAGAUUAUAUAAAAACAAGGAAUUAUAUAAGAGCGUUAACGGUGAGUCUUGGAUCGCGGUUACGCAACAAUGCCGCAGCGGACCGUUAUCUAGUUACGCAAUUCGGGAAGAUCUCUUUCCCCGUGCGGUUUAGGAAGUCAAGGCGGGGCACCCGAGCGGCGGCUGGACCGACCGUUGAUCCCGGCCCGUUAGAAAAUUCGUUUGCUCAAUAGAGAACCGGGGCGACCUUAAUUAGGCGGGCUCUCUCGGCGGCCGAUGGUGAACAGAGUCGCCGUCGCCGCGAUCGCCGGGCCGGCGCGCGCUUUCCUCCGCGUUACGUAAAACGGCCGAGGCGCGAGCGCGCGGGAACCGGAUCUAGGAUCGGCGCGGGCACGCGUGAAAUCCGUCUCUCGGCCGGACGCGCCGGGGAUCGGGCUAGACCGGAAGCGGAAUGGAAAUCGGCUCGCCGAUUCCAUCGUCUUUCUUUUAUUGUUUUCUUGUUCUUGUUCUCCUUAUCGAGCGCGUUCCGGUGAUCGUCGAAUUUCAGCGGCGUAAUUUCGAGGACGCGUGCACCGGCCUGGACAUCGCGUUCGCGUCGCUCGCAUACCCUGGCGCGUAUCGCGGGCCGAAUCGUUCGUUGAAUAAAUUCCGAUGGUUAGAGAGGUGCUCUCGAUCUGCGCGGCGGUCGUUGCGCACGGUGCGCCCGUGCGUUCUAGCAUUGUACAUAAAAUACAUCGUCCGUUUCGGUACGCCCGAGUCAAAAGCCGCUCAGUCGGAACCGAGAGGAAGGCAGAGAGACGGAGAGGAAGAGGGAUUAUAGAUACGGGGAGAGAGAUAGAGAGUGCGUAUGUGUCUGUAUGUGUGUAUGCGAGAGAGAGAGAGAGAGAGA